AUAGAGAGAGAUCGAGAGAGGGAGGGAGGGAGGAAUUUCCCUCAGGGGCGACGUGUUUGUGCUCUCUCUCUCUCUGCCUCUCUCUGUCUGUUGUUCAUUCACUCAUACACACACUCCAUGCACACAUUGACAGACACACGCAGCAUGUAGACAGACUUUCUAAUUCAUUCACAUUCCUCACUCACACACACGGUUUCUUUUUACAACCUUGAGUUUUAUUUCACCUUUAUAGUCUGGAGAAGAAGCUACGCCACCGCAACUUCAAAACUGCCGUUAGAGAGAACAAGAGACAGAGAGAAGGAAAGAGACAGGGAGAACAGUACAAAACAAAAAAGAGGCUGGAGAUGCACUGAAGGGCUCAGAAGGAUGGAAUAGAGAAGAAUGAAAGUCCCCGAAAACAUCAGGACGAAGCAGUUCGACCCACUUCAAGAGAGAAGCUGACUGAAAAGACAAAGUUCAGAAAUUGACUUCAGCCAAAUCAACAGCAGCUGUGCGUGUUUGUUUGUGUGCCGCCCUUGACCCGACUCUACUGACGCCAUGCUGUGGACGCUCCUCCUGGCUUUAAUUCUACUGCUGUUGCUCCAGGCACAGCUGCUUGUUUGUCUACAUGAACUCCGAGCCUCUUUGACCUCAGUGACAUCUGCGAUCCCUUCUGGAGCUUCCAAUGCCUCGACUUUGCAACGUCUGCCAGGAGCCAUCAUCAUCGGGGUGCGCAAGGGAGGCACCAGGGCCCUGCUGGAGAUGCUCAACCUCCAUCCAGAUGUGGAAGUAGCCAAGACCGAGAUCCACUACUUCAACCUGGACGAAAACUUUCGGAAGGGACUGGACUGGUAUCGUGCCCAGAUGCCCAACACCCUCUCUGGGCAGCUGACGGUGGAAAAGACCCCUGGCUACUUCACAGCACCACCGGCCCCAAGGAGGAUACGGGCCAUGAAUCCAGCGGUGAAACUUCUGCUGAUCGUUCGUGACCCUGCAGAGAGACUCGUGUCAGACUACACACAAGUUCUCCACAACCGAAUUCAGCAGAACAAGCCAUACCAGCCACUCGAAGAGAUGCUACUAUCAAACGGACACAUCAACACCAAAUACAAGGCCCUUCAGAGGAGUUUUUACUACCAGCACCUGGCCAGAUGGUUGGAGCUUUUUCCCAGGGAGCAGAUUCACAUUGUGGAUGGAGAAGCACUGAUUGGGAAUCCGUUCCCCGAGCUGCAGAAGGCGGAGAAGUUCUUGGAACUUCCACCUCGGAUUAAGACGGACAAUUUCUAUUUUAACGUCACUAAGGGCUUUUACUGUAUGAUGUCUGCGGGACACGACAAGUGCCUGGAUGAAUCUAAAGGAAGACCACAUGCACCACUAAGCAACGAGGCUUUCCAGAAGCUUUGCCGCUACCUGCGAAUCCCCAAUCAAAUCUUUUUCAAAAUGGUGGGACAGAGGUUUGCCUGGUGCUAAAGACAGACAAAAAAUGACUGAGCUCUCACAGAGACUGAGAAGUGCAUUCAAAAUACUAUUGGCAACCCACUUUUGUGAAAAUGUUGUCAAAGAAAUAUGGUUGAAAAUGCCUUGCUAAAACUAGUUUGCAAGAGGGCUAAACAUGGAAGUCAGCGCCAAAAACUGUUCUGAACACUAGUCUUCUGUGAAACAUCUACAGGACUUCAUGUGCUUUAAAAGACUCUUUGGACCAGUCUUACCUUCAAAAGUCUCAGUUUAAACAGACUGUUGAUAUGGAAAUGAGGUUGAAAACAUUGGCAAUGCCCAGUUAGUGAAGAGACUGAACUUGAAAACUUGAUUUUCUGUAAUAAUAAACAAAGACAGAAUGUGGAUAGACAUCAAGACUUGCAUAUAAUAAGAAAAAUUACAAAUAAAAUGUUACUGCAGUGGCACUUGAAGCAUUUAUCAAAAUACUGCUUUGUCAUCUGUAUAAUUGUAGUCUGAUCAUUUAAUUCUCAUGUUUAAUAUACUAAUUUGUACGUGAAUAUUUUAUUUACUUUUUUUAAAUAGAAAUGUCUAUUUUUUAAAACAAUUGGUUCUUUAAAUUGAGAUAUUUCAUAAUAUCAUAAGUUCAUGCACGGCAAAAUUCUGUUUUCUUUUCAAUAAAUAUACUUGUACAUAAAACAUCUCACAUCUACUCAUCUAAAACGCUGACAAUAUUUUGCACAACUCAGUCAACAACAAAUUGUAACAUUUGUCAAAUGUAUGUAUUAACUUAUUCUGUUUUAUAUAAAAAUGUCUAAACCUUUAUUUCAGAUGGCCUUUAGACAAUAAGACAUCUUAAGUGAAAUGAAAUGAAGGUGCGCUAAGCUAUUUUCAUUUAUAUUUUAUGUCUUAUCAUAAUUGAGUGUAUAUUUCCAAUAAGCAGGUGAAGGUUUCUUUUCAGCAUGGCAAAGUAAUUUAAUUACCUCUUUGUUUCAUCUGACUCCAAAAAUUAAAAAGGUUUAAUUGACGUUUGUAAAUCAUUAAAUUUAGGUGAAUGUUU
Molecule: messenger RNA, 2473 nt
Organism: Pimephales promelas (fathead minnow)
Lineage: Eukaryota; Metazoa; Chordata; Actinopteri; Cypriniformes; Leuciscidae
Gene: hs3st1l2
Product: heparan sulfate (glucosamine) 3-O-sulfotransferase 1-like 2
Molecular function (GO): [heparan sulfate]-glucosamine 3-sulfotransferase activity
Source: RefSeq, a predicted model, not a curated record